Messenger RNA from Gloeophyllum trabeum ATCC 11539, 1491 nucleotides. RefSeq lists its product as uncharacterized. The record is from RefSeq and is a predicted model, not a curated record. NCBI's taxonomy places the organism in Eukaryota, Fungi, Basidiomycota, Agaricomycetes, Gloeophyllales, Gloeophyllaceae. The coding region runs from base 1 to 1491 and encodes 496 amino acids. The transcript has 6 exons.
AUGCCUUAUGGCCACUUCUUCGCCCGCCUCCUUGUCCUGUGUUUCUUUCUAUUGAACCUACAGGGCAUAGUGGCAGCUCCCAUUGAUGCUCCGAUCCUCGAAGGGCGUACGUUCUCCCCUUCCAGAGCAGGUAAAGGCGGAGGGGCAGGUAAAGCACCUCCUGUCACAGUGGGAAGAACCACUAGACCGGUUACGGUUCCUCCUGUAACCUCAAAAGCCGUACAUACCACGAUCGCGAGAACAUCUGCACGUCCGCUUUCAUCCGUGAGGAGUAUCGCUGCUAGUAGUGGGUCUGUAGUCCGGAGCUCACCCACUCCAGUGACUACCAGCCUUUCCAGUUUCCUCAGUUCUUCAGCUCCGGUGUCCUCUCCACCCGCCACACUGUCGUCCACCUCUCUUGUCACGUCCAGGUCUAUUCUCGCGUCGAGCUCCGUUCUUGGCUCAAGUUCUGUUCUCGCAGCAAGCUCAAUUCCUGCUGCCAAUGGGACAUCGACCCUUCUCGCCGGAUCCGCCACUCUCACCUCGUCUACCCGCGGUGCGCCCACAUCGGUUUCUUCGGCAAAUGCCACAUCAUUCGUGACUCUGAGCAGCACGUCAACCGUCACGUCGUCCUCGGCUUUGAACGGCACCGAGACGGCGACGUUGUCUCUGUUGAAUAGCACGUCAACCGCCACACCAUCCUUGCCUUUGGAUGGGACAUUGACUGCGUCGUCAGUCCCUACGAAUACUGGUGGUGCAUGCGCCUUUAGGCCCAGAAGUUCGGGUUCCAAUUCCUUAGAAACGCCUCGUGAAUAUAUUCCGGCAAACUCUACCCACACUCUUGUUACCAGAGCGAAUCCACUGUUCCUCGGAUGGCAUGGUACGCAAAACCAAAACGCACAGCUGUUCGAGAGUGUCGGGAUCAUGCCUCCGCAAUUUGGGUCUGGCGCGAAUGGGGAGCUGGGACAAGGCUUAUAUGUCACUGAUGAUCUCGUUACUGCUAAGGCCUUCGCCCAGAAUGCAAAGGAAAACGUGAACCGCCAGCAGGGCAAGGGAAAGCCGAAUAAGGACCCGACGGCGAACUUGGCUUUUGUUUGUAAAAUAUUUGCCAGGGAUGCCAAUGAGUGGAUCAACUCAAUUCCAAAGCAAUGGUUCCCAAAAACGGCGCCCAAUGGGCAGCGACUUAUUGGUGACGACGUGAACAACCAGGCUAAUCGCGACCAGUUUGAAACUGCGCGGCGGAACUUCGCGCGAGGGAACGGAUUACCUGGUGCUGCCACCGGUGCCUUCGUCCGCUUUGCCCCUCUCGACGUUGACAGCAACAGUGCGGCGGGCCAAUUCGCGAUUCCGACCUCCUUGCAAGCCCUCUUGACCGCCAAAUGCUUCCCUGUCGAUGACGCUCACGAGCUAACUGGCUUCCAGGAAAGUCCGGAGUUGAGCGCUGGAGGGCCGAUCAAUUAUCGACAAUUGAUCGGUCCUUGGAACAUUGUACCGUCGGCAGGUUGCUCGUAG